Molecule: messenger RNA, 861 nt
Organism: Klebsormidium nitens
Lineage: Eukaryota; Viridiplantae; Streptophyta; Klebsormidiophyceae; Klebsormidiales; Klebsormidiaceae
Source: the annotation of a GenBank genome assembly
AUGGAAGCGGAAGAUGGGGUUGUCACCCAGGUUCGUGGGGUCAAGAGCGCCGAGUUUGCCCUGUACCCAUACAUAGACGAUCCAUGCCAAGAUCUUGGUGGCAUGGGGGUUCGUGAGCAGCACGAAAGGCCUAAAGACGGGCAGACUUUUGCGGAGGUCUUCAAGAGGCACGGUCUAACCAGAAAGGGCCUGAUUGACGUCGAGCCGGAAGACCCAAUGAACAAGAACAGAACGUCCUUUGCAACCGUCAUACAAGAUUUGCUACACAAAAAAGGCGUGCAAUGGUCUCCGGACGACGACUUUUUGUCUGGCCCCAAAGUCCCCCCCGGCGUGUCUCCACACAAGGUCACAGGAUACGUCAAGCAAGACGGCCACUUCACCUUGGACCAUGCCGAGUGGAUUGGUGCGGUUGCCGCCAACCUUCUUGGGCUGCUCUUCCCUCACCUUACUGCUGGCUACGUCACCAACUCCCUCUCUGGCCUCGGCCUCAAAACCGACGAAGAAGUUCUCCAGAUCUUGCGCGCGGAAGACAAACGUGCAGCUCAGGCCAAGGGGAAGAAGACCCUUAGAGAUGAGGAGUAUGAUGCCCUAUACGAGGAGUUUGGGGCCCUCUGGUGGGCCCCGGACCUCACUACCUACGAAGCUGCGAGAAGGCUCGAGGAAGUUCUCGAGCUGUGUUUCGGGGGCCUCUUUACUGAGGCAUGCACGCAACGGUGGUUGGACGAGACUGUCCCGGCUGACGUCCAAGAGCGUCUCAAGUCGUGGACUCCACUACGGAGGUUUUGCUUCGUGAGGGACGGCUCGGUGACCCUGCCGCCCCAGUUCUACCUGGACCAUGGAAUCAAAAUCCACAUCAUGUGA